AUGAGAAUACCUUUUCAUGGUGAGAUGAACAGAACAGAAGAGGAUGAGACUGCACAAUUUUGUGUCUUCCCUUUGACAACCCAUCCCUUUUCCUCUCUCUCAUUCUUUCCUCAGGGACAUAUCAUAUGUAAAGAGAGAGGCAUCCGGGUGGGGGGAGUAAUUUUCGUUUGCCGGCGGUUGGUUUGUUUUUGAGGAUUCAAAUCUCGGCCGGGAAGUCAUCUGCAAUGGCGACUUCUCCGUCCGGGACACCAUCCGCUCCUAACGAACCGCCGCCAGAUAAUUCAUCAUCUUCUUCUUCUUCUCCCCCUGAUUCGUCUCCACCAUCUCCGCCGGCUUCAUCAUCAUCACCGCCCGCGUCGUCUCCGCCUCCAUCGCCGCCGCCAUCUUCUCCUCCGCCGACUCCUUCCUCCCCGCCACCCGCGACGCCUUCGUCCCCUGCUCCUCCUCGUUCCGAAUCCACCCCGUCGAAAUCAUCGCCUCUUCCGUCACCAUCUCCGCCGCAGUCCCCCGCCCCAACCAGGACGCCCGACGCCGAACCGGUUCAAUCAACACCUUUUCCGCCGUCACAAUCUGAAUCGAGGAACCCCUCCCCUGAUAAAACCGGAGAUAGCAAUACUCCAACCGUAUUCCUGCCUCCGCCGGCUGUACCUGCAGGAGGACCGCCUGCGCCGGGUGUGCCUGCAGGAGGAUCGCCGGCACCGGCUGCAAUACGAUCUACGCCUUCAUCAGCACCAUCACGACCUUCAUCGGAGUCUCCAAAAUCCGGCCACGCUCAUUCGUCUUCAGCGAAUACUAACGCAAUUAUCAUCGCCAGUGUUUUCGUCGCGGCAAUAUUGUUGCUAUCCGUCGUAGUUUUGUGCCUAAUGUGUACCAAGAAGAAGAAGAAACAGCGUUACUAUAUGGACGCCGCACGUCCACCUCCAACGAUGGGCAGAGAUAAACCGUACUUCAAUGGCUCCACGGAACGGCUUAACGACCCUGAAUUUCUCGAGAUUCCGCCGCAGCCGGCCGCCGGUAGCUGGGCUGCGGUGCCGCCACACUCACCAGGCAAUGUUAGUAGCGAACACAGCGCGGGUUUCUCCCCCCUACCUGCAUCGCCGCCAGGCAUGGGCGGUUUCAACCAGUCCCAAUUCUCAUACGAGGAGCUGGCGGCAGCCACCGCCGGGUUCUCUCAGGCGAAUCUGUUGGGGCAAGGCGGGUUCGGGUACGUGCACAAAGGCGUUUUGACCGCCGGGAAGGAGGUGGCGGUGAAGAGCUUGAAGACGGGGAGCGGCCAAGGGGAAAGAGAGUUCCAGGCGGAAGUGGAGAUCAUUAGCAGAGUUCACCAUCGCCAUCUUGUCUCCCUUGUUGGGUAUUGCAUUGGCCACGGCCAAAGAAUGUUGGUCUAUGAAUUUGUUCCCAACAAAACCUUGGAGUUCCACCUUCAUGGAAAGGGUCAGCCAGUUAUGGAUUGGGCAACCAGGCUUAAAAUUGCAGUGGGAUCAGCCAAGGGAUUAGCUUACCUCCAUGAAGACUGCCAUCCUCGGAUCAUCCACCGCGAUAUCAAGACUGCAAAUAUCUUGCUCGACGAGAAUUUUGAAGCCAUGGUUGCGGAUUUUGGAUUGGCUAAACUCUCUACUGACAAUAACACCCACAUCUCAACUCGUGUUAUGGGAACAUUCGGGUAUUUGGCUCCAGAAUAUGCAUCAAGCGGCAAGCUGACAGACAAAUCUGAUGUUUUCUCGUAUGGUGUCAUGCUUCUGGAACUUAUUACUGGGCGUAGACCUGUGGAUAUCAAUAACCAUGAGGAAGACAGCUUAGUAGACUGGGCUAGGCCACUUCUUGCCAAAGCUCUUGAAGAUGGCAACUAUGCUCCAUUGGCAGAUGCGCGUCUGGAAGGAAACUUCGACCACGAUGAUAUGUCUCGCAUGGCGGCUUGCGCUGCUGCCAGCAUUCGUCACUCUGCUAAAAGACGCCCAAAGAUGAGCCAGAUUAUGCACACAUUGGAAGGAAACUCUUCUCCGGACCACCUGAACGGCAAGGCCGUUCGGAAUGCGGGGGUGGGCGCAAACGACACUCAGUUAUACGACACUGUUGCAUACAAUGCAGAUAUGAUGAAGUUCAGGGAAAUGGUAUUGACAAGCCCAGAAUCCAACAGCAGUGAAUAUGGAGGUAACACGGGACUCGAUCCGACGUCGUCCUCCUCCUCAAACAUCGACUCCACGGAACACUAUCAAAUCCAUAACCACAAUAGAGUAUAACUUCUACUCUACUAAUCUUCAACCAAAUAUAUACUGUUCAAAACUGGUGUUAAGCUUACUUGGUACUACCAUAUACAUUAUAUAGGAAUGUACCAAAGUAUUAUUGGUAAGGAUUUCUAAUUGUAUAGUCAUUACAAUUAUGUAUUUGUACCGAGCAGAAAACGCACAUGUAUUGAUUGGUAUAGUGGACUUUCCAGCAUGUAUAACUAUACCAAAAAAUGUGGACGUUGCUUGUAUAUUUGGAGUUUGCUGGAGUUUCUUCCAACACGGAACAAUUGUCUUAUAAAUGAGGAGAUUAUA
Ipomoea nil (Japanese morning glory) is the source of this 2540-nucleotide messenger RNA. Its product is annotated as proline-rich receptor-like protein kinase PERK4. NCBI's taxonomy places the organism in Eukaryota, Viridiplantae, Streptophyta, Magnoliopsida, Solanales, Convolvulaceae. Gene Ontology annotation, molecular function: protein kinase activity; ATP binding. Gene Ontology annotation, biological process: protein phosphorylation. The record is from RefSeq and is a predicted model, not a curated record. The transcript is spliced from 9 exons. The coding region runs from base 225 to 2240 and encodes 671 amino acids.